UACUAAGAGAGGAAGUAGUCAAGCAGUUUGGUCAUGUCACCGACAGAACUGGAGUAUACAUCCCCCGCACAGAAACACACUCUCACACACUCAAUGCUUUGUCACACUCUGUCAUUCACUAUCUCUCAGUACCUUUCUCUCUUCGACAGCAACAGAAACUCACACAGAUACACUGAACAAACACACUCUCCACUACUUUAUACACCAACCCCUCGGACAUAGCAGAGGUGCCUGGGAGUGUUGCUCUCAAUAUGCAAAACAAAUCUGAUGUGAAGGCCAUCAUGGCUCGCUUCCAAGCGAGUGGGGCCAGCACUGACGAGACUUCUUCCACACCACCGGCUGGACGUAUCAAACCACCCCUGCACCCCACCCUCUCCUCCGGGCCGCCCGUACAAACCAAGAAACCUGUCUUGGAGAGCCUCUCAGGCAGUGCAAUAAAUGUGCCUCCUAAACCCAAUUUCCUGAAAAAUACAGUAUCAUCCAAAAGUGACACAGAGGCACAUGAAAACAAAACUAAAGCCCUGGUUAGCAGGUUUGGAAACGCACAAGAUGAAACCAGCACCAAUAGCAAACCUUUCCUUGCUAAUAAACAGCACCUGGCCUUGAAACCAACAAUUUCACAAGCUCUUGAAAAUAAAGGCCCUGGACAGAAGCCACCUCUCAAUAAGCCCCCCCUCAGCUCCACUAUGUCCGACGCCAAACCUGCCAUUCCUAAACCCCCUCCAGCAGUCGUCUCCAAGCCCAGUUGGGUGAAAGAAGAUAGUGGUGGGGGUGUAACCGGCUCCACACCACACAAAUUUCCCCCUUUACAACAAAAACCGAGCAGCAGCUUUUUAAAAUUACGUCAAAAUGACGAGAUGGCAGGAGCUAACACGGAAACAGCGAACAAACCAUUAGUUCCAGCAAACUCUACUUCUAAGCCGCCCCCCAACUUCAAGACUGCUCAGAAUAUGUUCAACAAGGAGAAGGACAAGACUGAGCAGUCAGACAGUGAUGUGAACGCAAAUGGAGCCAACAAACAGCCCCUCACUGCUACUAACUCCAUCUCUCCUCCCAAACCUCCAGCCAGUAAAAAGCCUAGCAUUAAAAAGCCCUCUAAGCUUUCUCCUCAGACCAGCAGCAUUAAUGGGGAUUCCACUUCAGGCCCCAAACGUAACCCCCUCCCCAACAGUUUAGCUUUGGGCCCUGCUCCUGCCAAGCCCAACCGACCACCCAAAGUCAACCUGGAGAACUUUAAAAGAGGGGCUAAAGCCUCUGAUGAUGGUCCUGGCACAUUGAAAAAAUCUAUCAUCCCAACUCCUCUGGCCUCUCACCCCAGUAACCAGAGCAACCAUGCGCCCCCAAGUCAACCCCCUCCGCCUGCACUUCCUAGUCUGCCCCCACGACAUCCUGGAUCUAUGAUACAGCAAGAGGACUUCUAUGAUGAUGUUGAUGAAUUCAGCAGUGCUCCUCCUCCUCUGCCUCCAUCCACAGGUCACCCAAGUCAGAGAGGAAAGGGGGAAAGCGACAGUGACGGAGAGACGUAUGAGGAUCUUGAUGAACGAUGGGAAGCGGCUGAACAAAAACAAGAAAAGAAAGACGAGAAGGAGGAGAAAAAACGGCUGGAGGCUGAGAAGAAGGAGCAGAAGGAACGUGAGAAGAAGGAACAAGAUGCCAGAAAGAAGUUCAAAUUGGUUGGGCCCCUGGAAACCAUCCACCAAGGGAAGGCCCGUGUGGAUUGCAAAGGCAGUAAGACUGACCUUGCUCUGAAGCAGGGAGACUGCCUGGACAUCAUACGUGUCAUGGGCAACCCAGAAGGGAAGUGGUUAGGACGGACGCAGGAUGGAUCCAUUGGUUAUGUGAAGACCACUUCAGUGGAAAUUGACUUUAACACUCUGAAGAAAUCUCGACCUCAGCAGGCAUAUGACCCUGAGGUAUACGAUGACAUCGAUGUGGCUCAUUCUGAUAACAGUGGAAUCAAAGGACCAGGAGUUGUCUUACCACCGCUACCAGGAGACGGAGGAGAAAUAUAUGAUGAUGUUAUUGAUCCAAACCUGGAAGUCAGUCCCUUGGACUCCAGCUCUUCUCUUAUGAAGCCCCGUAGCUUCCUGCGGAUGUUUGACCGGAACAGACGUCCUGCCAGCUCUAAAGUAGUGCCUCCACCCAGCCAGUUUACUGCAGAUGGGAAUUCAGAUCAGCCAGGAGCGAUUGAUGAGGAGAUAUAUGAUGAUGUCGACUCUCAAAACGUACCUCCCCUGCCUCCCCUCAGCAGCCUUUUAACCCUGAAAGGCAAAAACAAGACAGAAGAGAUGGACCCAAAGAAGCAGAAGAAGUUUGAGAAAGAAGAGAAGGAAUUCAGGAAAAAGUUUAAAUAUGAAGGGGAGAUACAGGUGCUGUACCAGGUGAACAUAGUGCCAAAUCUCACUAAUAAGAAGUGGAGUGGGAAAGAGCUUCCAGUCAAAGCAGGAGAAAAACUUGACGUCAUUGUUAAAGCUGUGGAUAACAAACUGAUCUGUCGGAACGAGGAUGGCAAGAUUGGUUAUGUUUCGACCAGUUACAUUGUUACGGAUGAUUGUGACAUCUAUGAUGAUAUUGGAGAUGAUUGCAUCUAUGACAACGAUUAAGAAGCAUCCUGCGUCGAAUUUAACCUGAGAAGAAGCAUUUUAUACUGUUUUACAUUUGUCCAUGUUAUUUAUUCUGAUUAUUGGUGAUAUGCAUUGGGAGCUGCUUUUGGUUAACCUGAUAAUCAGACUGAAUAGUAAUUUCAUUUCCACUUCAUUAUUUAUUCAUCAGAAUUUGAAUUUCUGAAUAAAUUGUGAAUCAGGCUAGCUUUAAUUAUUUUGAACAAUGUCAUCUUUUUACAUUUGAUUCUUCAAAAAAAAAAAACAUCUUGUAAAAGUGGGAAACAUUUGUUGGAACAACAGUAUUUGCAUAUUUCUGUUUUGGACCACCUUUAGCAACUCCACAGCACUGUCUUUAAAUGUUUGCUUCUAUUGUGUAAUGCAAUUUUACAAGAAUAGUUAUGAUUUGAAAACAUGACUUGCUAUUUUGUUUUUAAUUAAUGUCCAUGAUAUGAUACUAUAUGUAUAUUCCAUUUUAUCAGAGCUAACCGGUGUCUGUUUCUCAAGCUUCAACAUGUAGACUAAAUAACUUUGUUAGUGCCAAUGUGUCUCUAAAAUACUGUAAAAACAAUUAUGACAUACAUACAAUUUUGGAAAAAAUUGUAUGUGGACCUGAAUACAAGACAUCAAGACAAUGGUAUUGUGAAUUAAAGAAAGUUUAUUCUAAAAA
Morone saxatilis (striped sea-bass) is the source of this 3270-nucleotide messenger RNA. It is a transcript of the gene fyb1b, whose product is annotated as FYN binding protein b. Gene Ontology annotation, molecular function: protein binding. Gene Ontology annotation, biological process: T cell receptor signaling pathway; integrin-mediated signaling pathway; protein localization to plasma membrane. The transcript is spliced from 19 exons. Lineage: Eukaryota; Metazoa; Chordata; Actinopteri; Moronidae. Bases 252 to 2603 code for a protein of 783 amino acids. The record is from RefSeq and is a predicted model, not a curated record. Gene Ontology annotation, cellular component: plasma membrane.